UGCAGAGGAAGGCGGAAAAUCUCGUGCACUAUAGGAUUUCAGUGAACUAAACUAAGACGACUACAAGUAGGCAACAAAGUGCCCUCAUUUUGAUUAAAUCUAAGACACUUGUAGGUCACUUCUUUAUGGAUCAAAACUUACUGAUAAUUUUUGGUCUAUGAGAGGUAUGGAAAGUUGUACAUAUUACACAGUAAUUGUAAUACUGUGGUUCAGCAUUAAAAUACUAACUCUUUAGAGUUCAUUACGUUAUAGAAGAAAGUCUCCCCCCGGUUAUGAUGAGCCGCUAAUAUUCUUCAUAAGAAAGUGAUAACACAAAAGCAUUUUAAGUUCUCACAAAUCCUGCAACACAAAUAUGUACCUUCACAGCUCAUAAAUUAUACAUCUUUAUCUCACUGCACAACCAGCAUUUUCGCCACCCUGCUCUUGAUUUAACAUGCUUCUUCACAUUGACUUGUUAGGGCCAAUUCGCCAGUGCUCUGUGUUUACUAUGUAAGCCUCCAUGAGCGUUACUACUUUAUUCAUUCAUCCAAGCUCAUGGAAAGAAUCAACUACAGGAAGAUCCACAGAAGAUUAAAGGCUGUUAAUGAAAGAUGGAACUGAGCGAGAGAAUGGGCAACAGGGCUACACUUGUGGCAGAAGAGAGAAAAAGAACACACAAAGCAAUUUUUGCUUAAUAAAACGCCAAUGCUAUUUUAUAUGAAGAACAGAUCUUUGCAUUCCAGAGAAACUGUAUUUCUACAGGGCACUGGCAGUGAAGAAAACAUCUCAGACCUCACAUUCAGCGACGGCUACAGCCUUGGCUGGGAAGCUAUCAGCCAGCUACAAACGUUUACAACGGAAGAGGAACAGACAGACAAAAGGUGACAGAAGAUAAUCAUCAUGGCAUCGGCAGGUCUACAGUUCUUUGCUUUUAUUUUAGCUUUGAUGGGUGUUUUCGGUGCCAUCACAGCCACCCUACUGCCCAACUGGAAAGUAAAUGCAGAUGUGGGUUCAAAUAUCAUAACAGCUAUAACACAGAUGCAAGGGCUCUGGAUGGACUGCACAUGGUACAGCACCGGGAUGUUUAGCUGCACUGUGAAAUAUUCCGUCCUAUCCCUCCCUGUCUACAUCCAGGCUGCACGGACAACCAUGGUCCUGUCUUGCAUCCUAUCAGCUUUUGGGAUCUGCAUCUCCACAGUAGGAAUGAAGUGCACAAAGUUGGGAGGAGACAGGGAGACCAAAAGCUACACUUCUUCUGCUGGAGGGGUCUGCCUCAUCCUUGCAGGAAUCUUUGAAUUGGUACCAACAUCCUGGUACACAAGAGAGAUAAUUUCAAAUUUUAUGGACCCAACAGUCCCAGAGAGCAGUAAAAAUGAACCAGGAGGAGCUGUUUAUACUGGAUUCAUUUCAGCAGGACUUCUGUUCAUUGCAGGUGUGAUCUUCUGCACAACCUGUUUUAAAAAGCAGCAGGGAGCAUGGAUUUACCCUACUAAGCAACAACAGUUUCCAGCCACACAGCAAGAGAACAAUGCAGGCUACAACCUGAAGGACUAUGUGUAAAUAUAGUAACGUCUAUCAGCUGGGGCUUUUUUGUUUACUUAAGAUUUAAAAAAAAAACUUAACUGUUCUUAAUGUCAAGGCUGCAAUUACAUUUUAACAAGGUAUUUUUAUUUUUAAUUAAAAUCAGGAAAAAAGAUGGCAGGAAAUAAAGCAUAAAAAUCUGCUGCAUUUUUUUUUUUGGUGCUGAUUUUUCAAACCAAAUUCUUUGGCUUUCCAGCUGAAAUUUACUGAAGAGAAAGAAACCAAUUCAAACAGUGCAAUUAAACUAACGUUUAGUUACAGCACAGACAGUUAAACACAAAAGAAAAUCUAUUCAGCAAAUACAGGAUAUCAGUAAUGUACCAAAAUUUGUGAUUUAUUUAUUUUUUAGAGUUUCGUUUUAAUUAUGGCACAAACAAAACCAACUCUCCCUCUGUGUGAAGCCCCGUGCAUUGCUUUUAAUCACAGCCACAUCUGCCUUUCGUUUCCAGCUCCCAACUGCCAUGGUAACUAGAUUUCUUUUUAAAAAACGCAGCCACAUUGUAUAUCGGCAUAUCAGGAGCUGAAGCGCUAACGCUGUCAUUGAGAUACUGCCAAAAAUGGCCCCCCCAAAAUCACCACCUGCUGUGGGUUCCAUGUUUUAUUUUAAAAGAAAAGUCUACUAGGUAGUCUCCAACUGCUGGCAAUCUACCACCAAACAACAACUGUUCAAUUUGAGGAGGAACACAACAAAAGAAGUGUCAUCAUGAUUGAGGAAAUACUUGGAAGCUUUAACCCACUGACUACACAUUUAGGCACAAGAAAAAUCGGCACCCUCCCUGACUUAUCUUCCUUACUCUACAAAGCAAACCACUAGCCUUUAAUUAAUGGAGUAUUUCACCUCCUGUUAUUUAUUCAUCAUUUAUUGAACCCUAUACAUUUUUGGCCCUUUUAAAAUUUAAUUUCAUAGAACCUGAUCCAACACCUGUUGAAGUCAAUGGAUCAAAUCCACUGCAAUAUGCCAUAUACAGCAGUGGUCAAUGACAGCAUCUUAGUUUACAAGUACUUUAUCGGUUUAAUUAACUUGGUGAAUGUUUCUAAAGCCUCAGAACCUUCUUUCCAGCAUGCAGAACUUAUUGGACAUUUGUAGGCGAUGUCUCAUGUCAAAUAUUGUCCUAGAUGUUAAAAAAAAAAAAUGAUGUGAAUUUGCUGAUGUAAGUGAGGGCAUAAAAAGAGGAGUGGACCUAGGUUUGAAUGUCUGGGGAUAUGACUCUGGACAAGUUCCUCACAGUUCAGUCAGGUACUAGAAUAUGUCUUGUUUAUUCUUAUGCAGCUUUUCAGUGCUCAGAUUAUUAGCUCAUGAAUCAUUAAAAUAUAUGGUAGAACUGUAGUAUAAAAUAGAUUAAUAUAGUAAGCAUCAAAUAAAGAAAUCUGAAUGGUGUGGAAGGAGUGAAGCUUAAUCUUUUGUUAUGGGCUUUUAUAAAGAGAGCAAUGAUUUUGUACUCACAAUGACAGUGACUAGCAUAUAUCCAUUAGCUCUGAGUUACGAGAACUUGCCUUAUAUUAUAUGUUAACAGUGAGCAUUUGACUAUUUUAUGAAGCAGUUUGUUUUGUACCAUCACUGGCAACUGUGCCGGAUCAGCAGUAAUUCAGUGGUUCAGACUUAGCCAGAACCAGAACUGAAAAAGCCAAAGUUAUUUAGGGACAGUGGCCUAGUGCACCACAACACUCCAAGACAGUUGUAUUGAGUUUAUGUUGUAAAAGAGUAUACAUUCAGGGGUGUAUAGUUUUCUAGAAACACCUAUAUUUUUCUGGAGAACUGAUUAAUUGAGGUAUUAUUGUUUUAAAAAUAUUUACAUGUCAAAUCAGGAGCAUCUCUAGCCUAUACAUUGAAAUCAGUAUUUUUUAAAAAUCACCAGAGAAAACAAGAACCAAAAGAGUUGUCUUGGGAAAGACCCAAAAAAUAUUUAUUUGCAUGUUGUAAGCAAAACUGAGAAUUUCAACUGUUACAUAAGCAGCUAAGAAAGACUCCUUUGCCAAGACUACUUAUAUAGAAGAAUCAGAAGUUCCUUAUUUACCAAAGCAAAAUCUAAGAAAGAACUUUUGGUUUAACUCACAACAAGCGCCUCAACAACUUCCCAAGAGAAAAAAAGCAGCUCCACACCCAGUAUUGGUAUCUAAUUAAGGUUGUAUAGUAGUCAAACUCUCAAGGAUCAUGGCAAAAAGUUGGAGGAUAAAUCUACAACAAGACAGCAGGAGUCGUAAAGCAAAAUGUGGCAAAAGAAGUGUGAAAAAUAGCUGCAAUGUUUUUGUCUGCUGAUUUCUGUUUCUUUUGCUCUUGCAAUAGUCACUGUUUGCUUUAGUUUAGAGAGAAAUAUUCAAUAAAUAAAAACUUAACUUUAAGCAUGUCGUCUUUUUUGAAGGGUACUAAUCAGAAAAAGACGGGAUUACAGGACUUCAUUCUGAUCAACCCAUUGCCAGCUAAAAGCCUAUCAACAGUCUGAGAGCCAGAUCCUCAGGUGAUAGAGCUCUACUUAACAUAGGAGAGUGGGAGGCAACAGGGAUCCAGUUACAGCCACCUGAUUCAGGAGGCUGGUUUGCAGUAGCCCGUUUUGACUACACCAAUGCUGCCAUGCCCUCAACUAGCCUCCUUUGCUAUAGAGGAGGGGAUGACCAGCACAAAGUUGAGAUUUUGGCCCCAGCUCUAGGUUUUCCUCAUUUGCUCUCAGUUCACACAUUUCUGCUAUAAAAGGGAGCUAGGACUCACUGAUAUUACUUUAUAAAAACUGAACAUUGGAGGGAGUAAAUGGCCAACAAAACAACUGGUCUUUAAAAAUAUAAUUAUAGAUAUUUAGUGCCCCUGACUGACCGUAGUCUUUUCUCCAUGCUGGCUGUAAGAAGUUCCAGGUAGCUUUGAACGUAAUUAGCAAUGUGCGACACACAGAGGCUCGCGAUGCAGAGGAAAUUGGGGGGCG
Gopherus flavomarginatus (Mexican gopher tortoise) is the source of this 4472-nucleotide messenger RNA. It is a transcript of the gene CLDN20, whose product is annotated as claudin 20. The record is from RefSeq and is a predicted model, not a curated record. The transcript has 3 exons. Gene Ontology annotation, cellular component: plasma membrane; bicellular tight junction. Gene Ontology annotation, biological process: cell adhesion; bicellular tight junction assembly. Gene Ontology annotation, molecular function: structural molecule activity. Bases 880 to 1539 code for a protein of 219 amino acids. NCBI's taxonomy places the organism in Eukaryota, Metazoa, Chordata, Testudines, Testudinidae.